GUUCGCCGCGACUUGGAUGGCUUUGCCCAAGAGUUAGACAGCAGCCAAGAGUUCAGCUUUGGAAACGUCAUCCAGAACUUUUCGCUGACAAGCUUCGAGAUCACGACUGGUAAGCAAGGCGGCAUGUAUAUCCACUACUCUGACAGAAACAGCAGCACCAACAACAUAACCGGGACUGGCCAAGGUAACGAAAGCGACGGUGAUGAUAUACCUCUGGCUUCUAUCAUCAGAUCCAAGUCCGAGCCAUCUGUCUACCCUGCCCGGCACUCUGUUGAUGCGCAUCUUGCUCGUCUGAAUGCAAAUGGUGAUGAACAAUCUCGCACCUAUGACUCGGACAACCACAACAGUGCUGCCGCUGCCGCUGAUUUAUAUCAGCCAAGGCGUUUCUUGAGUAGAAGGCCACGAGCUGCUGACAAGGACUCGAAAGUCAAUAACCAGGUCACCAAGUUUGAGAACAUAAGGUCCUUCUCUAUGGAUAAUGGCUCGCGCCCUCUCAAGAAGCCUGUGUCUGCUGCAGCUACCCAAGCGCCCCCCAAGCGCAAGUUCCGCAAGUGGGGUGGUAUUUUCUAGCCAGCCUAUUCUCUUACAUUUCAUUUCUUAAUAUACCCUUAUUCCUCCACGACAAACA
Messenger RNA from Linderina pennispora, 628 nucleotides. RefSeq lists its product as uncharacterized. The coding region runs from base 124 to 570 and encodes 148 amino acids. The transcript has a single exon. Lineage: Eukaryota; Fungi; Kickxellomycota; Kickxellomycetes; Kickxellales; Kickxellaceae. The record is from RefSeq and is a predicted model, not a curated record.